Messenger RNA from Zea mays, 1996 nucleotides. Its product is annotated as polyphenol oxidase II. Bases 36 to 1826 code for a protein of 596 amino acids. The record is from RefSeq and is marked validated. Gene Ontology annotation, biological process: pigment biosynthetic process. The transcript has 3 exons. NCBI's taxonomy places the organism in Eukaryota, Viridiplantae, Streptophyta, Magnoliopsida, Poales, Poaceae. Gene Ontology annotation, molecular function: catechol oxidase activity.
GCACGCCACAGUGUCGUCAAGAUCGAGAAGCAUACAUGGACAGCACCAACGUGGCAAGUGCAGCGCCACGGCCUCGAGCGCCAUGCAGCCUCCAAGCCGCACUCGUACGCAGAGCCGCCGUUGUCCGCACCACCACCAAGAACGCGACGACGAGACCACGGUCGCUGCGCCUCUCCUGCAAGGCGGGCGACGACGACGACGGCGUCGACCGCCGCGACGUGCUCCUCGGCCUGAUGGCCGGCGCCGGAGCGGCGGCUGCCGGGAUCGCGAGUAAUAAUACGCACGGCAGCAGCAGCGCGCUCGCGGCGCCCGUCCAGGCCCCGGACCUCCAGGCGUGCCGGACGCCUGACGUCCCCGCGACGGCAGCGGACCCCAGCUGCUGCAUGACGUACCGCGCCGGCCUGGCGCCGCCGGCCAUUAUCGACUUCCAGCCGCCGCGCGCGUCGUCGUCGUCGUCCUCGCCGCUCCGCGUGCGCCCCGCGGCGCACCUGGUGGACAGCGCGUACGUGGCCAAGUACGAGAGGGCCGUGGCGCUCAUGAGGGAGCUUCCGGACGAUGACCCGCGCAGCUUUGCGCAGCAGGCGCACGUGCACUGCGCCUACUGUAACGGCGCGUACGGCCAGGCCGGGUUCCCGGACCUGGACUUGCAGAUCCACAACUGCUGGCUCUUCUUCCCGUGGCACAGGCUUUACGUGUACUUCCAUGAGAGGAUCCUCGGCAAGCUCAUCGGCGACGACUCCUUCGCGCUGCCGUUCUGGAACUGGGACGCGCCAGGCGGCAUGACACUGCCGGCGAUCUAUAGCAGCGCGUCUUCACCGUUGUACGACGAGAGACGCAACACGGCGCACCAGCCACCGUCGUUUCUCGGCCUCGACUUCAGUGACACCGACCCCGACGACAUGCCAAGGGAUCUGCAGGUCGACCAGAAUCUCAAGGUCAUGUACCGCCAGAUGAUCUCUGGCGCCAAGAGGAGGGAGCUGUUCAUGGGGCAGCCGUACCGCGCGGGCGACGCGGCGGACCCGGGCGCCGGCACCGUCGAGAACGUGCCGCACGGGCCGCUCCACGUGUGGGUGGGCGACCCGACGCAGCCCAACGGCGAGGACAUGGGCAACUUCUACUCCGCGGCGCGCGACCCGGUGUUCUUCGCGCACCACGGCAACAUCGACCGGCUGUGGCACGUGUGGCGCGGCCUGAGCCCCCGCAACACCGACUUCGCCGACGCCGACUGGCUGGACGCCAGCUUCCACUUCUACGACGAGGAGGCCCGGCUCGUGCGCGCCCGCGUCCGCGACUGCCUCGACCCGGCCGCGCUGCGCUACGCGUACCAGGACGUCGGGCUGCCGUGGCUGGACGCCAGGCCGGCCAGGACGGCGGGGGCGGGGGCGCCGGCGCCCGCCACGGACGGCGUGGUGUUCCCGGCGAGGCUGGACAGGACCGUGAGGGUGGCCGUGGCGCGGCCCAGGGUCUCACGGAGCCAGGAGGAGAAGGACGAGGAGGAGGAGGUGCUGGUCGUCGACGGCAUCCAGGUCGCGGAUCACCUGAGGUACGUGAAGUUCGACGUGUUCGUGAACCAGUGCGCGGGCGGGGACGCCAGCACGGCGGCGGCCGAGUGCGCGGGGAGCUUCGUGCUCACGCCGCACGUGAUCCAGCAGAAGGAGGAAGGAGGAGGAGGCUCGCCGGUCAAGACGGCGGCGAGGUUUGGCAUCACCGACUUGCUGGACGAUAUCGGAGCUGACGGGGACGUUACGAUCGUGGUGUCGCUCGUUCCGAGGUGCGCCGGCGACGUGGUCACCGUGGACGGCGUCAGUGUCACGUACGUUAAGUGAAAGUAGUGCCGCGCGCGCGAGAUGAUCAAUUUAUACACCCUGAUCCGUCUAUAUACACGUACGGAUGCCCGUAUAACAAGUGCUUUGAAUAAUGGGUGUCUGCUUAUGCUUUUGUAUCUGCUCCUAGCGAGUGGCUGAAUAAUACUGGUCCAGACUAUAUGAACUACAAA